Puntigrus tetrazona (Sumatra barb) is the source of this 2439-nucleotide messenger RNA. It is a transcript of the gene sharpin, whose product is annotated as SHANK-associated RH domain interacting protein. Lineage: Eukaryota; Metazoa; Chordata; Actinopteri; Cypriniformes; Cyprinidae. The coding region runs from base 111 to 1283 and encodes 390 amino acids. The transcript has 9 exons. The record is from RefSeq and is a predicted model, not a curated record.
GGGGGCCGUAAAUAUCGGACGGACGCGUUUCCUGUUUUGAGUCGGUCGCCGCCGCCGCUCGUGAAGAUGGAGAUGAUGUGAGUCCGCGGUGAUUCGGUUCCGCUGGAGACAUGUCUGCGAGCUCGGGAUGCUGCACGGUGCUGAUGUCGGUGCGGGUGUCGGUGCGGCCGCUGUCCGUGCGCUCGGAUUCACUGAGACUGCAGCUCAGCAUGAACACCAACCGAGCAGGACUCUUCACGCUCACCCUCAGACACACCGACCGCGGGGGACGCAGCGUGUCUCUGGCAGAGUUUGAUCUGCGCUCGGUGAAGUACGAGAUCACGUCGGCUCGCUGUCAUGAGAUGCGUCUCGUCAAGCCGCCCCACGACUGCCUCACCUUCACCUUCCGCAGCGAGCAGGAGGCGCAGGAGUGGGCCACCGUCAUGAUGUCAUCGCUGCGAGAGUCUCACAGAGUUGCCAACAUUUGUCACGCAUCAAACGAUGGAGUGCAGAAUGUGAAAUGUGAAGAGAAGAGCUCCGUUCUGUCGCUCUCAAUGAAAGAGGAGCUGUGUCUAGAGCUUUCUCGAGCGAUCGAGUCUGGAGAUACUCAUGCUGCUGUGCACUACGCCACAGACCUGGCCAAGCAGCAGAUGGCCCUGAGCAUUCAACCAGCGGCGCAGGACACCGACGACACGGAGAUCAGCUUAGCUGUGGUAAUAGAAGAUGCAUCGUCUUCCUGUUGUGUAACAGUAAAGGUCCAUCCUCACGUGACUGUGGCUUCUCUGAAGCAGCAGAUGUUUGCGGAGUACGGUUUCCAUCCCAGGGUGCAGCGCUGGGUCAUCGCUCAGUGCCUGUGCUCUGACAGCCGCUCUCUAACGUCGUAUGGCAUCUACAGGGACGGCGACACUGCGUUCCUCUACCUGCUGUCUGCUCGUCACGCCUGCCUGGGUCGGCAGCAGGAGCAGGAGAACGGCCUGUCGAUGCUGAGCGCAGCAGCGCCUCCGAACGCCAGCGGCCCCGUCAGCCACGACUGGAGAGGAUACAGCACCUUACCUCCCCGCUUCAGCCACAGCAGCACAGGCAGCAGUGGGUGUGGCCCAGAGAAACCCAGCGUCAGUGACAUCAUUAACCUCGAGGUGCUGCAUCUUGGAGGAUCCAAACUGAAAUCAAGUAACACGCAGUCAGGCUGGUCCUGUCCUUCCUGUACGUUCAUAAAUAAGUCCACGAGACCCGGCUGUGAAAUCUGCAGCACAGAUCGACCCGGUCCUCCCAGUCAGGAAAAAGCAAGAAGAUCUAACCAGUGAAACUGUGCCGUAAAUACAAAGAGAAAAACCCUAAGAUUAUCUCAUUCUAUUAUUAUUACAUUGACUUCAAACUCCCACAGCAACCAUGAAGUAUAUUUCACCGGUGCACUCUCAGAAACAAAGGUACAAAAGAUUAUUUCUUUUUUUUCAUUUUGGUGGAUUAAGGUACAGAUCAGUCCUUUAAAGUGUACAUAUUUAAACCUAGUAGGUGCACAAGUGCACCUUUUGAAAAAGGAAAGUGUGGGCUCGUCUCUAUUGGUUUUGCUUCAGGAACUGAUUUGUGGCUUGCUUCGUCUUGAAGGAGUUGUGACGUGGGUUUGCUUUUUGAGCUUAUUUAAUAAAGGAGGUAUGAAACUUGCAGGAUCGAGGAAAAGGCUGGUCAAGUCCUUCGAUGCAGUGAUGUAGCUGUUGAACAGUGUUAGACAUCAGAAGUAAUCCUAGUCCAUUUCAUGAGCCCGCAAAAACAAAGCAGAAACCCAAUCAUCUGUGGCUCCAGAUGCUACGAGCUCAGUCCGUUUAGGACAAAUUGCGCACAAGUUUUUGUUUCAAAUAGAAAUCUUUUAGCUUCAGUCGGUGAUUCGAUGUUUCAAGCUUUAUUUCAGUGUCCUACAGGAAAGCAGAUAAUGCUUUUUUUACAAUUUCAGUGCGUCUUACCUAUUUGCAGACUGCGACUUUUACCUGGUUUGCUGUGUACUGUAGUUUCCGCAGGUGUUUAGGAGUCUUCUUCACUCACUACACGGUGUGUAUAUCAGGUCAUGCUUUCCCUGGAAGUGGACAGACAUGUUUUUAACGUUCGGGAUUCCAGUUUUACGAUAAAUGUGACGAGGCCAGUACAUAGUGAGACAAACAACGGAAUGAAACCUGCAUUAAUGCAUGUUGUGUUAUUAUAUGGUCCUAAUAGUUCCUUCUCUAAUUGACUGGGAAUUCUCAUCGAAGACUUUGUUCAUGUUUGGAACAAACUAACUACAUUCAGACACAGGGUUAUUGAGUGAAUUGAUUUUAUUUUUUUACAUAGCGUAUUAUUUAAUGAAAAAAUAAUUGAAUGGAAUUAUAAUUGCAUUGAAUAUGUGUGUGCUGUAAAUAAUUGUGUGUAAAGUCUACCUGCAUUUCACCAUGGCUUUGCUGUGAAUAAACAAAAUAAUGAACAGAAGUUUAA